AGUUCGGUUGGUCACGAAACACCUCAUAACAUUUGGUUGGCAAGCAGUUGCAAACAUCUAUAGAACGGGACUGAAYAUCGCCUAAAAGUAUAGUUCGUCCACUGGAGUACAUUGGCCGUGGAACAACUCGCCUCAGCACGCGAAAGUCACAACUACAACGUGGGUUGUUUUGGUUGCGAAGGACACUUCCAGAAGAUAUCGUUAUUACUUCUGUAUGGUUUUAAGUCAUCGAGCGGAAAAAGUCGUUGAAUAUUGAGCUCUUAUCGGCGAGAUUAUGCGCUCGUCUGCUCGAAUUUGCGAAGAGCAGAUUCUGUACCUCGGUUCGCUUGCUCGGCAGUACUACACRCUAAAAGGCCAACUGUAUAUUAAAGCCAGUGACACGGGCAAAUGGCAUCUCAAAUGGGCAGCUCUUUAUCAAAACUUCAUCUUCAUGUUCGAAAGCGAAGAUUCUGCGAAAGUAACUGGGGUGAUUUUGCUUGAGCAUUCGUCAUGUGAGCACACUUGUUUGGUGAAUGCCAAAGACAGCGAGAACCAGAACUGCUUUACCAUAUAUGUACCUCUUGGCGACAAUCUAAAGCAGAUGAUCACACUACGUGCAAGUACUGAUAAACAAUGUACAGCAUGGAUUGAAAGUAUAAGGCAAUCAAGUUUCUCAGAAAUCAAGUCAACAAUGAAUGAACUUGAUGAGAAGUACAACCAUCUUCUACAAGUCAUGGAGAGUGAAAAAACUGCAAAAUGGAAACUUAUGGAACACUGUGAUGACCAGGCUGAGAUCAUUGCUAUCUUGAGAGCUGAGAUUGUGACUCUUCGACAGAAAAAAGCAGAAGUCGCCAAAGAAGAAGAAAGUGAAGAAAUCAAAAGCAUCAAAAAGGUUCAAAGUAUGGUCCGUGGAUGGCUGUGCCGUCGGCGAUGGCAUAACAUCGUGCAAGACUACAUCCGGUCUCCACACGCAGAGAGCAUGCGCAAACGAAACUCGAUUUGUUUUCAAUUGGUCGAGACGGAAGAAGAAUAUUUAGACAACUUAUCAACGCUGGUUUCGUGYUUCUACCGACCGUUUAAAAUGGCCGCAAGCUCUAAACGUCCACCCUUAUCUCACGAAGAAGUAAACUCAAUCUUUUUAAAUAGCGAAACAAUAUUGUUCCUUCAUCAAAUAUUCCUAAAAGGUUUAAACACAAGAAUGGAGAGCUGGCCAACUUUGAUUUUAGGGGAUUUGUUCGACAUGUUGCUUCCGAUGCUAAGCAUCUACCAAGAGUACGUGAGAAACCAUCAUUAUAGCCUACAGACGUUGACCGAGUGUAAACAGCGAGCUGCCUUCAAUCGUCUUCUUAAGCUUUAUGAGGAAAAGCCUAUCUGUGAAGGACGGACUCUAGAGACUUUUUUGACCUACCCUAUGCAUCGGGUCCCAGCAUACAUCAUUACCUUACACGAGCUACUGUCACUCACUCCACAUGAUCACGUGGAAAGAAAUGCUUUGGARUAUGCRCAGAGUGUCUUGGAGGAUCUCUCCACGGUGAUGCAUGACGAAGUUAGCGAAACAGAGAAUAUUCGUAAAAACCUGUCAAUUGAGAGACAGAUUGCCGAGGGCUGCGAAAUGCUGCUUGAUGUCAAUCAAAUCUUUAUUAGACAAGGAAGCUUAAUUCAAGUCACCGAAAGUCGCAAAGGCAAGACAUUUGGCGGAAUUUCACUCAAGUCCAGCGACACUCGCAAAGAGAGCGUCAGGCAGUGUUUCCUCUUCUCGAGUUAUUUAUUGCUCACUACUCGUUCGUCAAGUGGUCGGCUUCAUCUCGGAAAGAACAGUUCUGUGGUUUCUCUUGUUGAUACAACUUUGGUCGAUGAUUGUUUUGAUGAAGAUAUUCUAGAUGGUGAGAUACUUUGUGGUAUUCGUUCUACACAAGACUUAAACGACUUGGAUGACCUCACUUUCAAGUUAAUCGUCAAAUCACGUGAUAAAGAUUGCAGUCCAAUCACAAUCACGUUGAUGGCGCCAACUGCGCAGGAAAAAGCCGCAUGGACAAGUGACAUCAGUCAGUGCAUCGAAAAUCUGUCCCUCGUAGAAGAUGCCGAUACAGUAUCUGUUACGUCACGACAGAGCUUAGCCAGCGUGAGAUCUGACUCGAGGCUGUUUACCGAUGGUAAUGAUAUCAAGUACUGUAAGGCCCUCAAUUCCUGCAAGCUACCAAAGAUCCGCUAUGCUAAACUAGAAAGACUAUUUGAGCGACUUCUAGACAUUCGUUUUCUAAGCAUUGACUUUCUUAACACGUUUCUCAUUACGUAUCGCGUGUUCACGCACGCAACCAACUUACUGGACACGUUGAUCCAGUUYUACUACACGCGGAACACAAGGGACACGCCGUCGCCGCUGAACGAUGUGUUCUCGCCUAUAGCACGGAAAACUCGAUCAGUUUCACUACCAAGUGAUAGGAGCAACGACAAACGUCAAGGUCACCGUCUUCGCGACAAGAAAAACCAAGAAAUAUCCAUUACAGUGUCGGGAGUCAAGAUGGCAAACUCAAAGAACGUCGAACACUCCGUCGCUGAUGAGCCCGAGAAAUCUCCUUCUCGACUYAUGCCCACAUGUUACCAUUCCUAUAGACGACACUCCUCGCCUUCUGCGCUCGGCGACACAGCYGCGUUUGAUUUCCCAGUCGUCUCUGAUGAUGUCCAGUCCCCCACCGACGAGGUACCAGAAAGCAAGUCUCGUAAUCAAAGCUCUCCGUUUUUGACGUGUGGAAAAGUCAGGUCACGUGCACAGAGHACGUGUAAUGAAACAGUUGAGAAUCARUCAUACAGUUAYUCGCCGUCAUCWAGUGAUGAUGACACUGAGCAGUUUGAAUUGCAAGAUCCWCCAAAGAUGCGCACACGCCAUCGCGCAUGCUCAUCAGGGCAAAUCCUAGUGACCUCGCCUACUGUGGACGAAGAUUCAGGCUCGGAACUAAACAUGGAUCCAUUUAGUCCAUCACCAACACUAAGUGCGCCUUURCCAAUGACCGGAUCYACGUCAUCACACUGCCUUCGACAAACCCCCCCUGAUCAAGAAAACCACACGGACAAAGCAAAGAACAAGGUACUAAAGGUWAUGGGGUUAGCAUUACAGGUGAAUAAGRCCCACGAAGAGAACCCUGGGGUACCCCCMUUAGUCACCGAAGAGGAUGUCACGCUAAGUCCAGAAWUGCCGCGAGCGUCGCUUGGUAACCRCCGUCCCUGUUCACCAUCUCGCUUUGCUAAACUUGUMAAAGAGGCCGAGGAACGCCUGUCAGGAAUCACCUCACCKCGUCGACCCAGUUCCCCGAAUCUUCAAACGCAAGAUCGUCGGCCUAGUCUUUCCAUGUCACCUCUAAACUCGCCACGCUCGCCCCGGUCUCCUUUAUCUCCCUCGGGUAACCCGGUGAAUGCUGGUGUUGUUGUGACGUCAUCCAAGCCAUCGAGACGUCGAUCAAGCAUUUCGCAAGCUGCUGCUGCUUUUGCUGCUGCGACUGCGGGCGCAUCUCCAUCGCCGAAUUAUGGCGGAAAUUCUCCGACUAUACAGAGAUUUCGUUUUGGUCUGACAGUACGUCAUAUCCUGUCACAUGACACACAUCUUGCUACAAUGAGAGUCCUUACAGUAUUACGUCAUUGGGUUACAAAACAUCCAGAGGAUUUCGAGUCCGAUAAGAUGUUAAGAGAGCAACUGAUAUCGUUCAUGGAAGAGAUACUACACCACGACAGCUCAUCCAAUCUUGAACAGAAGUUCGCCUCCGCCAUUAUCAGGACGCUGAAAAGAAAACCUGAAAAUUCCAAUUUUGAAAAUCUUCUAUUAAAACAGCAUUCGUUGACCCAGUGUACAUUUUUAAAGCCAUUCCAGGUCGAYCCMAACAGYUUCGACAAGAUUUCGGCAACCCAACUCGCUGAACAGCUUACGUUUAUUGAACACCAGCUGUUUUCCAAGAUUCCCGCACAUGAAUUUUUGAACUUGGCUUGGAUGAAACCAAAUAARAACCUUCUGGCGCCGAAUAUCUUAGGAGUGAGUCAGCGGUUUAAUGAGGCAAGUGCACUUGUUGCUUCUGAAAUCCUGAAACGUCAAACUCCGUCCUCYCGCGCUACAGUUAUCGAGAAGUGGGCAAAUGUAGCUGAGRUUUGCCGUAACUUGCACAAUUUUAACUCCGUCUUGGAAAUAACGUCGGCUUUCCUCAGUAGYUCGGUGUUUCGACUGAAGAAAACGUGGGAAAAAGUCUCMAAGCAGGCUCGAUCACAGAUUGACAAACUUCAAAAGAUAGUYAGUGCCGAGGGCCGUUUUAAGAACAUGAGAGAUGCCCUGAGAUGUGCUGAUCCUCCUUGUGUGCCAUAUCUUGGUUUUUACCURACGGAUCUCGCAUUCAUCGAAGAUGGAACGCCUGACUGCAAUGAAGAAGGCUUGAUUAACUUUUCCAAAAUGAGAAUGAUUGCUCAAGUGAUUCAAGAGAUUCGACACUACCAGCAAACAACGUACUCGAUAGAAUGUGAUUCAAAGGUUGCACAUUAUUUACUGGCUAAAGAUCUGCUUAUGGACGAAGAAAAUCUSUACAAAACGUCGCUUUUACUGGAGCCUCGCAAGAAGGGUUCUUCGACCAAGAUCAAGACGUUGCCAGAAAAUGAUGGUAAUCCGUAAAGAGCCUGUGGUUUUUAAACAKAUGGAUUAUGAACUAUUGGAAGGCCCACUGAAACAUGAGAUGAUGUUGUUGAUAAUGAUGCUGAUGAUGAUGAUGGUGAUGGUGAUGAUGAUAAGAAAUAUGGUAAAAUUAUGAUAUUUUAUUGAUAAACAUUUUGCGGUUACCAUGGUUUGGAUCGGUUGUAUGAAGGGUGGAUAGCAAGCACUGYCUACCGGAGAAAUCCUCAUCCAAUGGAUACGUGCAAAUGGGGCACUAUAGACCACUUUCACAAUUGCCUACUAUCGAUUUUAUAUGAUUGGCAAUAUUAAGGAAACGUUCAGCACUGUCGUAUUUAAGAACUAUCAUAAAUAAGUAAUUGUGCAAAAUUUUGAAGAAAUAGACUAAAUACUAACGAAGUUAUGGAGGAAUGAAAAUACAAGGAUUUGUAUGAAAUUCUUUACUGAGGCCUUGGUGGACUCGUUUUGGUGUUUUUUUUUUAUCUUCCAACCCUUAUAACUUCCAGAGGAUUUAAUAUUUUUCUUUGAAACUUUCAGAGCUUGUCGUUAGCUUUGAUAUCUAUCAUCUGAGUGUUUUCUUUUGUCAACAUUAUGAAUUUAACAAUAAUAUGCUAAUUAGUGUCGGCCAUUGUGAAAGUUGUGUAUUCCUUGGUAGGCAAAGUCUUUGGAAUAGGAGACUUUAUUUGCCAAAUAAAUAUAGAGCAACACAUUUUCGGAUAGUCCAACAGUUUUUUGGGCAUGAACCCAAGUAAUACUUGUACAACUAUUCGGUAAAUCYAUGCGAAAACUAUGAARUGGAGAUUCUUUUUCUUGUGWWUAACUUUUACACUAUUCGUACAACCGGUCCCUGGUUUUCAGAUGAAGCAACGGCAGCGAUGUUAGUGGUUCAUGGAGAAAAGAUUUCUCCUUUGUUUCCAUAUUGUUCUUACCACCAAUAUGACCGGCUGCUAUUUCAAACAUGGGCAGUUGGGGAGAUUGGAGAAAGGCUAGACUAAACUAUUGCAACUUGUUUUCUAACCGGAAAAAGGUGCCCCAUUAGCAGAGUGUUUGGUUUUGUGUAACGAAGAAUUUUGUUGAAAAAAUCCGUGCAAUUUCAUGGCAAUAAGCUAUAAGAAGCCUUGUACCUUAUAUAUAUAUACAAUUUCAUCUGAGCUACUGGAUGAUUGCCCAGUGUUUUGUUUAGGCCUCGUCGACACGAGUCCAGAGGUUUUGUUUCCGAAUACAGUAAUCUCAAAAGACAAUGCGGAGAUAUCAMSYGUAUACCAAGUGGACACGAGUGGAAGCUACAAUCGUUGCCAAAAUACCUUGGACCAUAUGAUUAUUUGUCUCCAGCCUAGCAUUUUUCUCCUAUGUUUUUGCACGUUCUCGUCCUUUCUCGUUCUCGUCCGCUGUCAUCAGUUGUGGGUCUUGUUUUGGAUGGUUGUGUACUAUGGUAACAUACUCAAUGACAACAUUGCAUUGUCAGGGGGAUAAAAUUGUCUGCAGGUGUUACUUAAAAUGAGGAAAUUCGCUGGAUUUUGUCGACGAUUGUAGCUUUAUCCAAAUAAAAAMAUAUGCGGUUACAAAAUCUCUUGACACGUGUGGACGGGGCCACAGUUCUACAGAUGAAACUGAUUGGACGUGACAAGGGUCUAAAAUAGCUUAUCAUGCAARGASAAAGAAUGCGGUGAUGGCAAUAUAAACAAAUUCGAUAUUCAAAAAUAGCCGCACCCUAAAACCAUUAUUUUGUAAGAUUCUUUGAGAAUCUUGUAUAGUAUUUGAUUAAAUUUAAGUGAUUAUUAUUAUGUACAAGRAUGAAAAUAUAUAGAUAGUGUUAUGAAAUUAAGAUUACUCAUAGUCGAAAACGUUUUUGAUUUCAUAACACUAUCUAUAUAUUUUCAUCCUUGUGCAUAAUAAUAAUAUUUUAAGCGAAAUAUGACCACAAAUUUAAGUGAAUUUGAAUAUUUAUGAGAGGAAUUUUAGUGAUGUUUCUUAAAUCAUAUUUUGUUGAGUCUGUAAAUAAGCCACGCUUUUGAAGUAGUCUUUUUAACAUUGAUAGCUUAUUGUAUGUAAAGAAGGUUUGAUCAYACGAUAAUUGUUAUAAACUGAAAGAAUAUUGUUGCUUAUACUUUCUUAAGACCGGUCACUUCCGGUAUGGCAGCCAUCUUGAAUUUCAAAUAAGUGCAAUAUGUAUGUAAAUUGUACAUUAAUAAGGUGGACAAAGUUUUUUGUCACUUACUUCCGCUACGUUUGAAUAAUUUAUAGAAUAUUUGAAGUCAGUGUGACGUGAUUAAGAUUGUCACGUGAAUACUUGGGUAUAUUUCUAAUAAGUGACGUAAUGUGGUUUCAUUUGACAAUUGAAACUGGUGACUGAGCUCCAAAGCUAUGCUACAAUCCAAAGGUGAUCUGUUUUCACAAACUGUGAAUAAAACUACCAUUGUGACGUGAAAAAGAGCUUCUACCUUCCAUGUUUUUAUGGAAAAUCAUUUCAUGAAAAAUACUAAUUCUUCGUUUUCACUAUACGUCAAAGCCGCCAUCUUGGAGGAACUUCAACAAAGGAUUUCUCAUUAGUAUCUAUUGUUCAUUCCUCCAAAAUGGUCGCCGGUCUUUUAUCUUUUGAAACUCAUGGGAAUGGUUGAAAACAAUCAAUAUUUUUCCUUGUCCAAGCGACGACGUUAAUUGACACAAUUGGAACAACUUAAGAGUUUUUUUGCGGUAUGUUUCUCUGGUUGUAGUUAUCUUUCGAUAAAUUUGCCGAUAAGAGUCCAGUCCCAGAUUUAAGGAUUUUAUUCAUUGUUAUAAGAUAUUAUUAGUGAUUAUUAGUAAUGCAUCGCCAUUGUUGUAAAUAGCUUUAAAAUAGCUUAUUAACGCUUUUUCGCCCAUAGUAUUUAUUUAUUCAUACACAACAGAGAGUUAUUAAAAUGUAUUACAUCAAUGCAA
Molecule: messenger RNA, 7540 nt
Organism: Exaiptasia diaphana
Lineage: Eukaryota; Metazoa; Cnidaria; Anthozoa; Actiniaria; Aiptasiidae
Product: ras-specific guanine nucleotide-releasing factor 1
Exons: 26
Coding region: 275-4624 (1449 amino acids)
Biological process (GO): Ras protein signal transduction; positive regulation of GTPase activity
Cellular component (GO): plasma membrane
Molecular function (GO): guanyl-nucleotide exchange factor activity; protein binding
Source: RefSeq, a predicted model, not a curated record